UUGAAGCCAAUAGUUUUUCAAAACCGCCGUCCGCUUAUUCUAUAAAACUGAGGCAAACACUCCUCAGUUGAUGUGUGUACGAAUCUGCCCACCUUUCUCUUUCUCUUAUUUCUAAUUAUUAGAAUUUCGGUUCAAUAUAUGGAGGGAAUGGUUUUGGUUUACGGGACUUUGUGUGAAGGCCAGGAUGAGGAGAAAGAUGAUGCUAAAAGACCGAAGAAUUUGACCUAUUAUCGCAUUCAUGAUUUACCAGAGAACUUGUGCCAUUCGAGUGACCACCAGGUACGAGGAAACGCUGAAAAGAAAAGGCUGCUCAAACGUUGCCUUUAUCAAGACUUCCCUGUAUAUCCAAAUCUUCAAGUACAGGGAGGUAAGAUAAAACCUUUUUCACUGAGUUGCCUAAUUUCAGCGAAAACUUACAGACAAAAUGGUGGUGGUCAUUUUGUUUAUCACUUAUCCUAUCACUAACUCCUUGACGCUUUGGCAAACCCAUUUGUACCACGAUACUUAAGUUAGACAUUAGUAUGUACAUUUCAGUUAAAAUUGAAAAUGUAAACUCUUUA
This is a messenger RNA of Malus domestica (apple), 560 nucleotides long. RefSeq lists its product as uncharacterized. Lineage: Eukaryota; Viridiplantae; Streptophyta; Magnoliopsida; Rosales; Rosaceae. The record is from RefSeq and is a predicted model, not a curated record.